AUGGAUGUUGAGAUCGAGCGCACCUUCAGCAAGGUCGCCUUCUGCGCCGUGGGACCGGGGGACACCGGUGUAUCCCUGCUGCUGAGGAACCUCAGCGAUCCUGAUUUUGGGAAUUAUUCCUGCUACGUGGCCGGUGACGCUACCGAUGCCCCACAGCUCCUCUGCAGCCUGGUCCUGCAGCCCACCGGGGCAGCAGAGGUCCUCAAAAAUGCCGAGCCAGACAUGAUCAUGGUGGUGUGCGUCCUCACCGCCGCCUUCACCGUGGUGGCCAUCGGGGUCCUGGCACGCGGGAAGGUCAGCGAGAUCAUUAAUGGUGCCAUCAUGCAUUAUCGGGAUGACCUGGACCUGCAGAACCUCAUCGACUUCGGGCAGAAGGAGUUCAGCUGCUGCGGCGGCGUCUCCUACAAGGACUGGUCCCAGAACAUGUACUUCAACUGCACCGCUGCCAACCCCAGCCGGGAGCGGUGCUCCGUCCCCUUCUCCUGCUGCCUGCAGGACACCCGGGAGGCCGUCAUCAACACCAUGUGCGGGCAGGGCAUGCAGGCCAUGAGCUACCUGGAGGCCAGCGCCUUCAUCUACACCAACGGCUGCAUCGACAAGCUGGUCAACUGGAUCCACAGCAACCUCUUCCUGCUGGGGGGCAUCGCCCUGGGGCUGGCCGUCCCCCAGCUGGUGGGCAUCCUGCUGGCUCAGAUCCUCAUCAACCAGAUCAGAGACCAGAUCAAGCUCCAGCUCUACAACCAGCAGCACCGGGCCGACCCAUGGUACUGA
Charadrius vociferus (killdeer) is the source of this 771-nucleotide messenger RNA. It is a transcript of the gene TSPAN33, whose product is annotated as tetraspanin 33. The transcript has 7 exons. NCBI's taxonomy places the organism in Eukaryota, Metazoa, Chordata, Aves, Charadriiformes, Charadriidae. Gene Ontology annotation, cellular component: membrane. The record is from RefSeq and is a predicted model, not a curated record. The coding region runs from base 1 to 771 and encodes 256 amino acids.